AUGCAGGAAGAAGUAACUGGCGUGUCUCGAAGUGGUCGUGUUAGGAAGAAAAGCUCCAAGUUGAUGGACUUUGAGUCGCCCGAUGAUAUUGAGACGAGGUAUAGACGCCAGACUCCCGUAAAAUCUUAUUCGGGUUUUCGACAAGAGGAAGAGCAGUUUCCUGAAGCCCAUCAAAAGCCAGUAGAGGACGGAACUGCGUCUGGCAGCGAGUCUGAUUAUUAUGAAAAUACCGCUGAAAAUGCUGAUAGUAUGGAAACAGAUAGUUCUGGUUCUGAAGAGGGGUCGCCUCGCACCCCAGCAAAUUCCUUGUACAUGAUGGAGCGUGGGAGUAAGAAGAAACUGAUUGUGAAGGAUGGAAAAGUAGUUGGAAGGGCCAAGGCUCAGAGAAAAGACAAAGGUAAAACCCGUAUAACUGCUUACAUGAUGUGGGCAAAGGAGGCCCGUAAUGAUCUCCUACGAAAACAUCCUGAUAUGGACUUCUCAGCUAUUUCAAAACGGCUGGGAGAAUUGUGGGCUAAUGUAAACUACAAUGAGCGUUAUUUGUGGAAACGAAAGGCAAAACGUUUUGCCAUCAUGAAAUCUCAAGAGACGCAGGGAGUUACCAAGAUCAUAUCAAACCCCAGUGUGACCCCAGUGCGUCACGCGGGUCCGGGUCGUCCGCCCAAACAUAGGCCGCAACCCACUCACACUACGCCACCGCAGCAGGCGCUUGUACCGGUUAGUACAAGUAGCGGUGCCAACAACAGUGGCAUGUACCGGGUCACGGGCUGCGGGGCUGUAGAGGUCGCUGCUCAUUUACGGCUUCUGGGAGAGAGUCUGGCCAUUAUCGGGGAGAGGCUGAAGGAACAUGAAGGCCAAAUUGCCGUAUCGGGAUCUGUGUCCGUCCUUCUGGACACACUUCUGUGCUCGCUGGUCCCGUUGGUGGCUGUCACUAGGGCGGUUCCAGCCAUAGCGCCUCCUGCCGCUCUUUUACAGGACACAUUACACAAUAUCGCAUAUAUUAUGCCUGGAUUGUAG
Messenger RNA from Pieris macdunnoughi, 1017 nucleotides. The record is from the annotation of a GenBank genome assembly. Lineage: Eukaryota; Metazoa; Arthropoda; Insecta; Lepidoptera; Pieridae.